Aspergillus piperis CBS 112811 is the source of this 561-nucleotide messenger RNA. RefSeq lists its product as uncharacterized. The transcript is spliced from 3 exons. The record is from RefSeq and is a predicted model, not a curated record. The coding region runs from base 1 to 315 and encodes 104 amino acids. Lineage: Eukaryota; Fungi; Ascomycota; Eurotiomycetes; Eurotiales; Aspergillaceae.
AUGUUCUUCAACAAGUCUGUCUUGGCCGCUACUCUGGCCGUUUUCGCCUCCGGCGUUGUCGGCCAGUUGAUCAACAUCGAAUACGGCACCAGCGAAUAUGACGCCCAGACGCAACAAAUUCAAUUGCAAGACUUUGAGAAGCUCGACUAUCCCGGUACUUACUCCUACUUCUCUACCCCCGAUAUCUGCGAUCUGUACAGCAACAGCGAGAGCGACGCCACUCUCUCGGAGGUCAGUGGCAGCAGCGAGAUUCCUUCGACGUACAUUGAAGCUGUGUACUGCUACACCUAUGAGCAGGAGGAAGGGCUGCUGUAAAUGAGUUAUGUCAUGGGUUUGGAUAUAUGAAUGGGCAUGUUGAUCAAUGAGUGUGUACGCUAUAUGCAGGGGAUGGAUAAAUAUAAUAAUAUAUAUGCUUAGACGUGUUUAUGUGUAUGCGUAUAGUGUUCGAUAAGAUCGUCUACUAUUAUUCCUCUCUCCAAGAAUCUCUCGAAUUGCUGAUUCAUACAGAGAAAACUUCUCAAAAGUCCCCCAGCUUAAUCUCACCUUGACUGUUGAUUACCG